CUUUUGAUCCUUUUGGUUCUUGCUGAUUGCUGAAGUUUGUAAAUUUUUGUAAAAAAAAAAUAUUACUAUACAUACGGUAUGUCUAUUUCGUUGCAAAACAAAAAUCUGGAUGAUGCAGGUAUUUCUCGUCUGCCGGUCAAUGCAGAAACAAUUACAUACAGUGACUGGAGUAUUCACUAUACAAAAUCUCAUAUUCUCAAGAGUAUCUGCACAAAUAAUAUGAAAUGCCAGCUUGGAGAACCAGAUUGCUGUGAACUAUGCUUCUACAAUAGCACCUUAGAGCUUCCUACUCUACCAGACAUGGUGUUUCCUCGAAAUAGUUUAAUAUUGACGCACUCAAGUGGAGCAGUCCUGGCAUUUAAUCCCAUGGAUGCAUUAAAGAGAGUUGUGAAUGGAAAGCUCGAUAUAAAGGUAGCCUGUGCUGAAGAAUGGAAAGAGAGUCGACCGGUAGACUGUACUUCCGCAAAGACAAAACAAUUCGAUUGGACCUUUUCAACAGAUUACCAGGGUAGUCCAAAUGAGAAGUUUAAGAUAGAGUCGACGGAACAGAAAAUUGAUAUAACAAAGCUCAUGAAGCGAGAGCAGAUAGUAUUUUAUCAGGAUAUUACACUAUUUGAGGAUGAGCUACAUGACAAUGGAAUCGCUGUGUGUUCAGUUAAGAUUCGUGUAAUGCCCUCAGGAUUUUUUAUCCUCUUACGAUUCUUUUUACGUGUAGACGGUGUAUUGAUUAAGAUUAUGGACACACGCUUUCAUUUGGAAACUGGUAAUAAGUUUAUUCUCAAAGAGUUCACACACCGUGAAGCAAAAGUUUCUGAACUGAGUCAUCUACCACUCCAUUUAAUGAUUAAUCCAAGCGACGUGGAAAAGCAUGUUCCAAUUAAAUUCCAAACGAGAGAAAAAUUAAUUUUCUGCAAAUAAAAUGUAUAUUAAAGAAAAUUAAA
Molecule: messenger RNA, 941 nt
Organism: Lutzomyia longipalpis
Lineage: Eukaryota; Metazoa; Arthropoda; Insecta; Diptera; Psychodidae
Product: TIP41-like protein
Exons: 2
Coding region: 79-918 (279 amino acids)
Biological process (GO): TOR signaling
Cellular component (GO): cytosol
Source: RefSeq, a predicted model, not a curated record